Lytechinus variegatus (green sea urchin) is the source of this 4227-nucleotide messenger RNA. RefSeq lists its product as uncharacterized. The transcript is spliced from 2 exons. NCBI's taxonomy places the organism in Eukaryota, Metazoa, Echinodermata, Echinoidea, Temnopleuroida, Toxopneustidae. Bases 182 to 2032 code for a protein of 616 amino acids. The record is from RefSeq and is a predicted model, not a curated record.
UGACAAAAAGUAGACAGAGGUCUCAGAACCCACGUCUCAUUACAAAAGUAGACAGAGGUCUCAGAACCCACGUCUCAUCACAGAAGUAGGCAGAGGUCUCGGUACCCACGCCUCAUCCGAUCCCAUAGCCAUAACCAGACGGAGGUACGUUUCAGGCCCCACGUCUAUAUUAUCCACCAUAAUGAGCCAAACAACUGGAUCGAAAGACUCUCCCCGUCAGGGCCCCAAUCAAGCCUGUAAUAUCACUUCCCAGAACAAUACGAAAGAGGAUGGAGCUAUGAAAGAUGAUGGAGGAAAGAAAACCCCCAAUAUAGCCAGGUCUAAACGAGGUACAGGGUUCAAAAUCCCCCUCAAAGGAAAAGUCAAGACCCCCUCCCAGGCCAGACCCGAGGGGAAGACAGCUAAAACCCCUACUCCGGACGAAUUAACCCACGGGACGUCCGUCACCUUACUGGGAAAGAUACCGAAGGUUAAGGGGGCCGAGUUUUCUUUGGACGACUCGGAUAAAUUCGAGACGAUUCCCGUCAACAAGAAAGCGAAGGUGGGGGAAUCAGGGAAGGACGUAAAAACGAGUUUUCAUCCCCCUGACGACACGGACAUUGCCUCGGCGGCAUGGUUCAUGAAGAUGUUCCAGGCGGCGCAAAAAUGUAUGAACUUGUCGAAUCAGCCGAUUGCAGGCGACACCAGCGCCCCUACCAGAUCAGCGGCGCAGACCAAAACUCGGCCCGACAGCCCAGGCGCCCCGACGCCGGACGGGCCGCUGAGGCGUGACGGAGUACCGGCGAAGCGGCCACGGCCAGGACAACGGGACAUUGAAAGCCGUACUCGGGGGAGAAGCCCGAGUACCUGUCAUGCUCCCUCUAUUGAUAUAAAUGAGGAUGAUUCAAACUCUGAAUAUGGCUACCAUCGGCCCAUAGCAUCCCGCAAGCGAAAAUGGGCAGACUCUUUGCUGUCUCAACUUUCCACUUCAGGUUCAGAGAGACAGAGCAUUGCUAGCGGUCGUUAUGAGAAGGAGGGGGUUUCAGUGAUUAGUGAGGGUUUUUCUUCAGCUAUUUUUGCUUCCAGCCCCAGCUCUCGCCAUGAUAGCGUAGAAAGCAAGCCUGUUUCGGCUGCAGAUUUGAUUACGAAAUACUGCCCCCAGCUUAAGGCAGAGACUACCGACUCAGAGGAAUCUAAGCCUAUUUUCUGUCUCGAUUCGGAGCUUGGGAGACAAUCUGUCAACUCAGCUGCGGUGAAGCUUGACAAACCCUUCUCAUCCUGCCUGAAUUACCUUAAUGACAGGGGAAGGGACUUACGUCCUACCAACAGAGUGGUUAAGAAGCACUUUCGCUUUGGGGAACGAGACUUUAAGCACGCUUUCAAGACUCCCACAGUCCCAGAUGCAGCCUUUUGUGUUGGUGAUGCUAAGGCUAAGAGAUCGCGCUACUCUAAUCAGAAUCCACUCGGGUCACGUAGAUUUAAGCGUAUGGAGAGUCAGUUGACCUCUAUUGACCAGACAGCCAGGGCAUCUAUGCGCCUAGCAACCUAUCACACAUAUCUUUUGACAGCCUUUCGGGAAUCUGAGAAACUAGGUAUCUCCCCAGAGGAUCGCAGAGACAUAUGGGAGUGUGUUAUGAAGAUUGCAGAAUACCAGUUUGAACAGGCGUCGAGAACGGCCAUACUUUGCACGAGAGCAAGACGUUCACAGGUCAUUGACCUACUUCAGAUUAAAAAAAAUGCUACUCGACUACUCGAAAGACUGCCAGCCUGGGGGGAUGACCUUUUCAGUGGUCGUUUUCAGGAAGUUUUAGAAUCUUCUAUCUCUGCCUCUUCCACGGCUGAUAAGACAGUGUACAGGUUGUCUUCACAUUCUUAUGGCCAACGUUCCUCCUCACGUCAGCAGGCCUCUGGGCCGAGUAACCAGCAACCGCAGGGCCCCCCACAACGCGAGGUCAGGGCUAGGAGCCCCCAGACCAAUCAAAGGACCCCUACACCCUUUCGGGGUCGACGCAGAUUGUCCCGCGGUUCUCAGUACCCCCCUAAACACUUGUGACUCCUUGGCCGGACCGUUUUCACCAGACUUACACGCCCCCGUAGGAGGAAGGCUCAUUUUCUUUGCAAAAAAAUUGGAGCCUCAUAACAGGAGACAAAUUAAUUCUCAGGAUAGUGCGGGAGGGAUAUCGGGUCGAGAUCGACCCACAUUAUCGGGAUGCGUUCGCACAAUUAACCAAACCUCUGCCCUCCCCCACUCUCUCGAAACGAGAGAGGCUCUUUUAAGGGAAAUCAAUGAACUGGAGAGAAAGCGUGCAUUUUCCAAGGUGCCCUCCAGCCGAAAGAUUGUUUUGUCAAAUGUCUUCCUAAUUCGGAAACGGUCCGGAAAAUUCAGGAUGAUCCUGAAUCUAAAGAAACUAAACAGGUUCAUCGAAAACAAGCCAUUCAAGAUGGAAUGCCUCUCCAAGAUCCUGCCCCUGCUUCGCCCCCACGAGUGGGCGGCAUCUAUAGACUUAUCGGACGCGUAUCUUCACGUUCCAAUAGCAAGGUCCUCUCAGCAUCUCCUAGGUUUCGCAAUAGGAGGGGACACUUACCAGUACCAGGCCCUCCCUUUCGGCCUUCGCUCUGCUCCUCGCAUCUUUACAAGGCUCGUCAGGGUAAUUGCUGCAGAGCUAAGAAGAAGAGAGGUAAAAAUUUUUUGCUAUCUGGACGAUUGGUUGAUCCUCGCCCCCUCAGAACAAACCCUUCUCAGACACUUGAAGGUCACAAUCGCGUUAACGACAAAUUUAGGCCUUCUCAUAAACUGGGAAAAAUCAAGAUUGACUCCAACUCAGACUCCGGAUUUCCUUGGAGCAUUUAUAGACAUCCCGAGUCAGGUGGCAGCCCCCCUUCCCCACCGGGUUCAGAGAAUGAGAGCAGUCGCGGAGCAACUCCUGUCCAGUCGUCUCUCGACUGCGAAGACUUGGCAGAUUUUUCUGGGACUCUUAGCAAGCUUAGUGAAUACAGUUCCCCCUUGCAGACUGAGGAUGAAUUUUCACAUAAACAGUUUGGAGAUGAUUGCGGUGCAGUUAGCCCUCCAACACUUUGCAUCCGAGAUAGUGGAAAAGUGUGUCCUGAUAAAGUCAGACAACCAGACGGUGGUAACAUAUCACAUAGCAGACUUCUUAUCGAGGGGGCGCUAUCUCCCCUCGGAAUGGAUGCUCCACGAGGCUGUGGCCAGGGAGAUAUUCAAUCAUUUCGGCAACCCACAGAUAGAUCUAUUUGCCUCAACACUACCAGGGACACAGCACUACUACCCCGAGCCCAACAAACUGAGGCUCACACUGUGGCCCAUUACAGGGCAGCAGCAAUCAAGGCUGGACUUUCUGAACGGGCUGCCAAUUUCUCAGCAGAACGUUUACGGUCUUCCACACGAUCAACCUACGACUCCAGACUCAGUCACUAUGUGAGAUGGUGUCGGCAGGCUAAGACUAAUCCAUGCAGGGCAUCUGUAGUUUCAUUCCCCCUCACAGGGCUGUCUCGCCGGAUACUAUCUCUCGUUGGAUUGUGGAGGCAGUGAAAUCUGCUGGUGAUCCAGUCAUCAUUCACCAGAAAGUUAGAGCCCAUGACACAAGAGGAUUGGCUGCUUCCUGGGCCCUAUUCAAGGGCGUACCCAUGGAGGAUAUAAUGAAAGCGGCAUAUUGGUCCAACGCUAAUACAUUCACAUCCUGCUACCUCUCGGAUGUCCUCGGUGAUGAAUCCAAGUUUGCGAGGGCCACCCUGUCCGGUCCCCAUCGCUAAUCCAAGGUAUGAGUUUAACUUUACAAGCUUGCCAUUAGUAUCUUGUAUAAUAGAAUUGAUCUGUAGGGCCUCUUGGCUUUGACCUUUGGCCUGACCACCUCCCAUAGUUGUUUCCGUGGGAAUCUGGCAUUUAAGGGAAUAGGUAAGUAUGGCGUAUCUGAAGUAGAUUAUGUUGUUCAGUAGUGAACACCAUAUCUACGAAGUAGCCAUACUUACCUAUGCUACCCUCCCACCUCCCCUCUUUCUGUAUCUGAGGUUCGUUUGCCUAAGAAAGAGGAAGUGAGCCACGCACGCAAGGUACUUAUAGUAUAGGGCUGGGUUUCCCUCCUUGUCGUGCGGGGCUCUAGUCUGCGUUGCAGACUUUUUCUCCUUUUAUAGGAGAAAUUUUUGCCGGGUGUAUUCGAGCGUGGCGAUCGAAUGGCAUUUAAGGGAAUAGGUAAGUAUGGCUACUUCGUAGAUAUGGUGUUCACUACUGAA